This is a messenger RNA of Rhodofomes roseus, 1105 nucleotides long. Its product is annotated as ribosomal protein L24e-domain-containing protein. Gene Ontology annotation, cellular component: cytosolic large ribosomal subunit. Gene Ontology annotation, molecular function: mRNA binding; structural constituent of ribosome. Bases 331 to 786 code for a protein of 151 amino acids. Lineage: Eukaryota; Fungi; Basidiomycota; Agaricomycetes; Polyporales; Fomitopsidaceae. Gene Ontology annotation, biological process: cytoplasmic translation. The record is from RefSeq and is a predicted model, not a curated record. The transcript has 4 exons.
GGACAAGCGCCCAUGCACCGGUGCGCCACCGAGGCCAAAUAUUUGUACGGGAGGUGCAGGCGGGCAAGCGCUGUGAGGGCAUCGUCCACAGCAACCCCGGCAAAUCCUCAAGGUGAGCACGAAUCUCUGCUUAAAUUCUGCAUGGACUGUGUCUGGGGCGUUACGGGAGACGAUGGCCUUCGAAUGAGACGCAGAUUGUAGGAGAAUGGCUGUUGGAAGAGGGUGGAUGGCAUAUGGAGGUGGCUGAUGACGCCGACUUCGCAUUUUGGGCCGCCAAACCACUGAGAGGCAUUCGCUGACUUUGUUCCCCCCGUGCGUUGUUUGGUACAGAUGAAGGUCGAGAUCGACACAUUCUCCGGCUACCGUAUCUACCCCUCGAAGGGUAAGCUCUUCGUCCGUGGAGACAACAAGAUCUUCCGUUUCGCCAACGGCAAGAAUGAGUCCCUCUUCCUCCAGCGCAAGAACCCCCGCAAGAUCGCCUGGACGCAGGUGUACCGCCGGAUGCACAAGAAGGGUAUCACGGAGGAGGUUGCGAAGAAGCGUUCGCGCCGCACCGUGAAGCACCAGCGUGGCAUCGUUGGUGCCGACCUCAACUCCAUCGCCGCGCGGAGGAACCAGAGCGCCCAGGCCCGUCUGGCGGCGCGGACGGCGGCCAUCCAGAAGGCCAAGGCGGAGAAGAAGGACAAGGAGAGCAAGAAGGAGAAGAAGCCUGCGACCCGCGCACCCGUCUCGACCGCACCCCGUGUAUCGAAGCAGCAGAUGAAGGGUGGCAAGGGCGGCCGUUGAGCUGUGCUUGCGGAUUUGUCUUCUGUCGCUCUGCUAUGUUAUGUUUCGGCUCCUACACACACUGCAAAAUGUAUGGAUACAGCAUGCCCCCCGCGCUUAUGACAUUAUGCCACUGCUGUGCCUCGCCACCAGGUGUACUCUCUUCGGACGAAAGAUUCAGGUCGCGCCUCGGGAUGCUAACGCGCCGUGAUUUCCAUGUGUAUGAUGCUACGAUCGGACUUCCAGGGCUCAUGUCUCCGUUGCUGACCAAAAAGAGAUGCUCACAGGGCUCGGAACGAUGGAUCGAUGUGAGUGGCCGUACUCGGAGGAAGUAACUAUG